Messenger RNA from Ricinus communis (castor bean), 1896 nucleotides. Its product is annotated as probable dolichyl pyrophosphate Man9GlcNAc2 alpha-1,3-glucosyltransferase. Gene Ontology annotation, cellular component: endoplasmic reticulum membrane. Gene Ontology annotation, molecular function: dolichyl pyrophosphate Man9GlcNAc2 alpha-1,3-glucosyltransferase activity. NCBI's taxonomy places the organism in Eukaryota, Viridiplantae, Streptophyta, Magnoliopsida, Malpighiales, Euphorbiaceae. The transcript is spliced from 7 exons. Gene Ontology annotation, biological process: protein N-linked glycosylation. The coding region runs from base 334 to 1890 and encodes 518 amino acids. The record is from RefSeq and is a predicted model, not a curated record.
AUAGGGGGCUGAAUUGUGUAUUAUACAAUACCUUAGAGGUAAGGUCGUAACUUUCCCAAAUAAAAAACAGUCGUCACUUUUAACAUAGGAAUCUGGUUUCUGCCUCUGCAGGCAGGCUAGAGCGCUCUAUCUCGAGUUUUGUUUCUUUUGCUCUUCUCAUUCUAUGCCUGCAGUGUGCAAUAGAUCGAAAUUAAGGAACUGAAACCAUACACUACACUUGUUUGACUAUGCAAAAAUCGGUUGGAAAGCGACACAAAUCCUUAGAAGCUAGUUUCUUUAUGGGCCGCGCAACCAGGUGAGAGUAUUUUUAUAUGCAGAGAGAGUGAGAAAUAAAUGGGAAAGAAAGGGGUAAAAGACAAGGUACACAUUGCUAGUGAUAAUGAUGAUUUAUGCCGGCUGUUCCUUCACAAAGGAAUUAAAUCUUCAUUUCUAUGUAUUGCCGUGUUUGGGCUGUUAGUUCGAGUGGCCGUGUCACUCCAUUUAUAUUCUGGUGCUGCCAAUCCUCCUAAGUUUGGUGAUUAUGAGGCACAGCGCCAUUGGAUGGAAAUCACACUUAAUCUUCCGCCCAAGGACUGGUAUCGCAAUUCCACUGUUAAUGAUCUUACUUACUGGGGACUUGACUACCCUCCCCUCACUGCCUAUCAGAGCUAUGUUCAUGGCCUUUUUCUUCGAUACUUUGAACCCAAAUCAGUUUCCCUUUUUACUUCUCGCGGUCACGAGUCCUAUCUUGGGAAAUUGCUCAUGAGAUGGACAGUCUUAUCUUCCGAUGCCCUGAUAUUUUUUCCUGCUGUUUUCUAUUUUGCUCUCGUGUAUUAUGGUAACCGCGCCAUUGGACAUAAAAGCGAUGUAGCAUGGCACAUUGCUGUUAUUCUAAUCAAUCCAUGUUUGAUCUUAAUUGAUCAUGGUCACUUUCAGUAUAACUGUAUUAGCUUGGGCCUUACUGUAGGAGCUGUUUCUGCUGUUCUUUCUCAGAAACAUCUUGUAGCUUCUGUACUCUUCUGUCUUUCUCUCAACCAUAAACAGAUGAGUGCAUAUUAUGCACCUGCUUUUUUCAGCCAUCUUUUAGGUAACUGCCUAAGGCGAAAGAAUCCUGUGCUUGAGGUUUCAAAAUUGGGAUUUGUGGUCUUAGGAACAUUUGCUAUUAUUUGGUGGCCGUACCUUCAUUCAAAAGAUGCCAUUUUGGAGGUUCUUGCUCGUCUUGCUCCUUUUGAAAGAGGAAUAUAUGAAGAUUAUGUGGCUAACUUUUGGUGCACUACAUCGGUUCUCAUUAAGUGGAAGAGAUUAUUUGCAACACAAGCACUAAGGACUCUCAGCCUAGCUGCAACAAUAUUAACCUGUCUGCCUUCAAUGGUUCAGCAAAUACUGUAUCCCAGCAGAAAAGGUUUCCUCUAUGGGCUUUUGAAUAGUUCUUUCUCUUUCUAUCUAUUUUCGUUCCAAGUGCAUGAGAAGUCGAUUCUGCUGCCACUUCUGCCUGCAAGCCUACUAGCCACAGAAUUACGUGGUCCAUUUGAGUUAUUAAUGCAUUAUGCAUUAUUCUCCAUGUUUCCUCUUCUGUCUCGGGACAAAUUGAUUGUUCCAUAUAUGGCUCUAUAUGCUCUCUUCUUCCUUUUUUACUUCCCUCCCAAUGGAAAAAGAGAUGCUAAAAUUCAUCAUUAUGCCACCCCCACUUCCCUCUCAAUUAUGUUGGCCAUUCUGUACCUGUUCUCUCUGAUUCUUCAUACAAUUUACUUGACCACUCGUCCUCCAGAGAAGUAUCCUUUCCUUUUUGAAGCAAUAAUCAUGCUUCUCUGCUUCUCUCAGUUCAUGUUAUUUGUGUUUUACACCAAUGCAAAGCAAUGGAUGUUGUCAAGACAAUUUUCAUCAAAUGAUAAAGAAAAGAAACUGAAUUAACCUUUU